CUUGUUGCGUUGAUAUCGUUGAUUACGUGCAGUGCCGCUCGUGUACUCUGGGAGUGGAAAGUUUAUCACCUUUUUCCGGUUUUAUCAAUUAACACCCACAAAAUGCCGAUGGACAUUCUGGGCUUUGCGUACGCGGCUACCGUGGCCGCUGGUGGUAUCGUCGGAUACGCCAGAGCAGGUUCCGUCCCGUCACUGGCGGCCGGUUUGACCUUCGGUGCCUUGCUUGGCUACGGCGCCUUGCUGUCGUCCAAUGAGCCCCCGCGCCCGCUGCUACAGAUCGGUACCGCGCUGGUACUGGCCGGAAUGAUGGGCUCCCGGUGGGCAAGGUCCGGCAAGUUUAUGCCACCCGGUUUGAUUUGCGUUAUCUCUUGUGCAAUGCUUGCCCGUGGUCUUAUCUACCAUAACCGCUACCUACCGAUGAUCGGGGCGAAGAACGAGUAGUGUACCGUUUGCUGAUGGAAUGCAUUUAUGCAACGUGCUGCUUGGGGUCCGUGGCCUCGACGAAAGGUCGAAGGUUAUGAAUGAAGCGCAGCCUUGAAAUGGUAAGGGAACGUUCCAGUUUCCGCCGGUGGCGGGCAAUAAACGUAGUAGGCUAUUUGUACUCGAUGACGAAUCAAUUUUUCGGUCCGAAAAGGUC
This is a messenger RNA of Anopheles bellator, 637 nucleotides long. Its product is annotated as transmembrane protein 14 homolog. The transcript has 2 exons. Bases 103 to 441 code for a protein of 112 amino acids. Gene Ontology annotation, biological process: regulation of heme biosynthetic process. Lineage: Eukaryota; Metazoa; Arthropoda; Insecta; Diptera; Culicidae. Gene Ontology annotation, cellular component: mitochondrial membrane. The record is from RefSeq and is a predicted model, not a curated record.